Messenger RNA from Arvicola amphibius (Eurasian water vole), 1362 nucleotides. It is a transcript of the gene Eapp, whose product is annotated as E2F associated phosphoprotein. NCBI's taxonomy places the organism in Eukaryota, Metazoa, Chordata, Mammalia, Rodentia, Cricetidae. Gene Ontology annotation, cellular component: nucleus. The coding region runs from base 99 to 947 and encodes 282 amino acids. The record is from RefSeq and is a predicted model, not a curated record. Gene Ontology annotation, biological process: positive regulation of cell population proliferation. The transcript has 7 exons.
GAGCGGAAGUGGCGUCCCCGGACGCUUUAGGGAAGGUAGCCGCGGAAUACACUGAAACCCGGGCAGUUGGUGGACCGCGUAGGCCUCCCUAGGCCGCCAUGAACCGGCUCCAGGACGACUACGAUCCCUACGCGGUGGAAGAGCCGAGUGACGAGGAGCCGGCUCUGAGCAGUUCUGAAGAUGAAGUUGACGUGCUCUUGCAUGGAACUCCUGACCAAAAACGAAAACUCAUCAGGGAAUGUCUUACUGGAGAAAGUGAAUCAUCUAGUGAAGACGAAUUUGAGAAAGAAAUGGAAGCUGAAUUAAACUCCACCAUGAAAACAAUGGAGGAUAAGUUAUCUUCUAUGGGGACAGGCUCUUCCUCGGGAGUUGGGCGUGUUGGCGGAGUCACAGCAAAGUACUAUGAUGACAUUUAUUUUGAUUCCGAUUCUGAGGAUGAAGACAAAGCCACACAAGCGACCAAGAAGAAGAAGAAACAGCGCAGAAUUCCAACAAAUGAUGAGUUACUGUAUGAUCCUGAGAAAGAUAACAGAGACCAAGCCUGGGUUGAUGCACAGAGAAGGGGUUAUCAUGCUUAUGGCCUGCAGAGACCACAUCAGAAGCAACAGCCGGUUCCGAACAGUGACGCCGUUCUGAAUUGCCCUGCCUGCAUGACCACCCUGUGCCUUGAUUGCCAGAGGCACGAAUCCUACAAGACUCAGUACAGAGCAAUGUUCGUGAUGAAUUGUUCGGUCAACAGAGAGGAGGUUCUAAGGUACAAGAACCCAGGAAACAGGAAGAAAAAGCGGGGCACUAAGAAGAUGAGGUCGAACCCUGAAGGUCCUGUGGAGACAGACGCGGAGGAGGUCUAUCACCCUGUCAUGUGCUCAGAGUGUUCUACUGAAGUGGCCGUCUAUGACAAGGAUGAAGUCUUCCACUUCUUCAAUGUGUUAGCAAGCCAUUCCUGAGGAGCGACAGGGAGACCAGAAGAUGGUAUCGGAUCCCCAGGGACUGAAGCUACGGACCGGACCGUUGUGAGCUGCCAUGUGGGUGCAGAGAAUUAACUAAUCUGGUUCCUCUGGGAAGAGCUGCCGGUGCUCUUAACAGCCGAGCCUUUUCUCCAGCUCUAAUGUGUGCUUGUUUCUUAGGUUAAACCCAUAGACACUUAACUUUAAAUCAUCUGAUGUUUUCACCACUAUCUAAUAGGAAGAAUAAUUGUGCUGACUUUACCUGGUAGAAGUAAAACGGGCUAAAAACCAUGUAGGAUGUUGUAAUGGCAAGAACCCCGUUUCUGCACUGUGAAUGACUACCAGAGAGGGAUGGUUGUUGACAAACUGUGUUUUAGCUUUUGAACAGACUGAGACAAAUAAGUUUCCUUAACUA